Zygosaccharomyces rouxii is the source of this 1944-nucleotide messenger RNA. RefSeq names its product Rim20p (gene RIM20). The transcript has a single exon. Gene Ontology annotation, molecular function: protein binding. The record is from RefSeq and is a predicted model, not a curated record. NCBI's taxonomy places the organism in Eukaryota, Fungi, Ascomycota, Saccharomycetes, Saccharomycetales, Saccharomycetaceae. The coding region runs from base 1 to 1944 and encodes 647 amino acids. Gene Ontology annotation, cellular component: endosome.
AUGACAGAUCUUCUGUGUAUUCCUCAGAAACGUACAACAGAUGCUCGUCUGAAAGAUCAGCUGGCUAAUGCCAUUGAGUCCACGUCAUAUCAAACUGCUUCGUUCUUUGACGCUGAAUUGAAUAAAAUCGCCUACUUAAGAGAAAGUAUAUCUGACCCUGAACCUUCUAAGACAAAGCUACGAGAUUUACAAGAGUAUCUGCUGUGUUUAGAAGAGAUUUCCAAGAAAUUUCCCAAUGAUCAAAUUCAAUUUACUUGGUCCAAUCCAUUACUUCAAAAAUCAGAUGGUACAUCUGAAUAUUCCCUGAAAUUUGAAAGGCUGAACAUUUUCUACAAUAUUGGUUCACAGUAUUCCAUAUUAGCUCUGGAAUCCAAUGAUGGUUCAUCUCAAGCUCUCAAAACAAUGUGUCUAUAUUUUCAGUACAGUGCUGGAUGCUUCCAAUACAUUAUAAGGCAUCUUAACGAUUGUGAAGAGCCCGUUUUCGAUUUGAAUAGCGGUCAUGCUCUAGUGAAUAUCAUGUUGGCACAGGCUCAAGAAUGUUUUUGGUUUAAAGCUAUUCAGGAUGGACACAAGGAUUCUCUUAUUGCCAAAUUGGCAAAACAAGUUUCAGAAUACUACGAGGAGAGUUUAAAAUUUGGACGCAAAUCUCAAUUGAUUCGUAAUGAUUGGUGUUUGCAUUUGGAAUCUAAAGCUAACUACUUCACGGCCGUUACAUAUUUUAGAAAUGGGUUAUCACUAGGAGGGAAAAGAAAUUAUGGCGCUCAAAUCAAAUCUCUAGAAAUGGCUUUGGAAUAUUUGAGGAAGAGUGAUUUACCAUCAAGAGCUGAUUUUUCAGUGAAAAUCGAAGAAUCUCUCAAGGAAAUUCAAAGAGACAAUGAUUUUAUCUAUUUGCAGACGGUACCUUCAUAUAUCGAUCCUGUAAAACCGGCACCCAUGGUCAAUGCAUCGCCUGUGGAAGCAUUUAUACCAAAGGAUUCUACCCCCAUAUUCAAAGACUUGUUGCCUAUUGGUGUUUUGGAUGCAUGCUCUGCUUAUAAUGAGCGCCAAGAAGAGUAUGUGAAGCAAUACGUUGUCAAUCCGCUUUUGUCAUUGAAUAAGUUGCUUUAUGAAAGCUUACCCAAAUUUGAAUUACCUCCGAAUUUAAAGAAUAUUUCUGAGCACGAAUUGGAAUCUUAUGAACUAUCAUUAAAUGAUCUUAAAUUUAACAGUAAUAACAUCGAGGUGCAAAUUUCAGAGAUAGAUCAAAUUUUAAGACAAGAAUCAGAAACUGACUCUAAUUUAAGAUUGAAGUACGGAACCAUAAAUUGGGAUUCAGUUCCCUCUGCAAAUGUUAAUACUGCAUACUACGAAAAAUUACAAAAACUAAGAGAAUAUUUGAAUCAAGGAAGGAAAGUUGAUGAAGAAACAUUUUCACUGUUCCGUGUUAUAGACAAGAAACUAAUUACCUCACCAAUUAAAUUUCCUGAGAGUAACUCACCAUUAGUUAAACAAGUAGGUAAUGUUACGAGAUCAAGAGAAAAAUAUGCAAAGGAGGUGGAAUCUAAGUCUACAGAACAUAGAUUAUUGCCUCGGAUAAUAUCGGAGUAUAAGAGAACUGGCGAGACUGAAUUCGAAGCAUUGUUUUUGGACCAUUUGAAAUUUUUCGAUAUCGAUAUCAAGUAUGUGCAGCAUCAAAGGGAAGAAAAUAAAAGGCUUUUGAAUCAAUUACAGUCACAAGAGGAUGACAGUGGCACUAAAAGGCUAGAUCCAGCUGCAUUGUAUGUGGAGGAUUUACAAUAUUCGUUAAAACUUUUGGAAGAUGUUAAAGGGAACUUGGGGGAUGGCGCUAAUUUUUACCGAAGUCUUCAUAAAUCAGCAAAUGAGUUGUUAUAUGAAGUGCAAAAGUUUGAAAAUGCAAGGAGUUUAGAGAGAUCAUCCAUGGAAUCUAAAUUAAAUUCACAUUAA